Messenger RNA from Nyctereutes procyonoides (raccoon dog), 684 nucleotides. Its product is annotated as interferon alpha-inducible protein 27-like protein 2. The record is from RefSeq and is a predicted model, not a curated record. Lineage: Eukaryota; Metazoa; Chordata; Mammalia; Carnivora; Canidae. Gene Ontology annotation, cellular component: membrane; mitochondrion. The transcript has 4 exons. Bases 92 to 490 code for a protein of 132 amino acids. Gene Ontology annotation, biological process: apoptotic signaling pathway.
GAGGUGUCCCCAUUGGUUGGCCCAGGAAAUAACACCCGGUGCCGCUGAGGCGUUUGCAGGGCUGCUCGGGGAGAAGGCGGGGGUCUCCGCGAUGAUGAAACAGGCGGCCUUUGCUGUAGUGGGAGGAGUCGUGGCGGUGGCGGCGGUGCCGGUGACCCUGGGCGCCGCGGGCUUCACCGGCGCCGGAAUCGCCGCCUCCUCGCUGGCGGCCAAGAUGAUGUCCGCGGCCGCUGUCGCCAACGGGGGCGGAGUCGCCGCCGGCAGCCUGGUGGCCACGCUGCAGUCCGUGGGGGCAGCUGGGCUCUGCACGUCAACCAAAAUCCUCCUGGCCUCUCUUGGGUCAGGUUUAGGAGCCUACCUUGGAAAACCAAAAAAGGAAUCUUCCUCUCCCCCAGCAGAACCCGGGGCUGAAGGGGAACAGCAAGAAGAAACUGAAUCCCAAGCUGAACCUCCAAACCCCCCAGUCGGGUCAGAGAAGCAUGAGAAAUAAAGAUCAUGCACAGGGACACCUGGGUGGCUCAGUGGUUGAGCAUUUGCCUUCGGCUUAGGUUGUUGUGAUCCUGGGGUCCUAGGAUUGAGUCCCACAUGGGAGGGAGCCUGCUUCUCCCUCUGCCUGUGUCUCUGCCUCUCUUUCUGUGUCUCUCGUGAAUAAAUAAAUAAUAUCUAAAAAAAAAAAAGGUCAUG